This is a messenger RNA of Aspergillus aculeatinus CBS 121060, 14211 nucleotides long. RefSeq names its product nonribosomal siderophore peptide synthase SidC (gene sidC). Gene Ontology annotation, cellular component: cytoplasm. Gene Ontology annotation, molecular function: catalytic activity; phosphopantetheine binding. NCBI's taxonomy places the organism in Eukaryota, Fungi, Ascomycota, Eurotiomycetes, Eurotiales, Aspergillaceae. The transcript is spliced from 2 exons. The record is from RefSeq and is a predicted model, not a curated record. Gene Ontology annotation, biological process: amino acid activation for nonribosomal peptide biosynthetic process; secondary metabolite biosynthetic process. Bases 1 to 13998 code for a protein of 4665 amino acids.
AUGACUCUUGUUCCUAUCCCAACUACCAAGCUUCCUGCUCUGGACACAGUCGAUCAGUACACAGUGCACGAUUUUUCGCAGAGCUCAGUAGUCCUGAGCCCCCGCAUCGAGCUUGCUUGCGAUACCAAUCUCCAAGCUGUUGCAAGUGACCUCGUUCAAGGAUACGCUCGCUUUGUCUCGAGCUUCACAGGUCUGGAAGAGAUCGCAUUCCUUGUCGCCCGUCAUGCAACCACCAUCUCUGGUCCAGAGAAAGAGCGCGGUGUGGUCUGUGCUUCUGUACUUCGGGAAGCCGAUGGCCAGCACUGCACCAUCGAAGAGGUGGACGAACAGUAUUAUAAUGCUGAUGAAGUCCACUUCUGUCUGGCUUUGGGAUUCUGCGAAGAACCUGAAAAUGGCGAGCAACACCCUCUUUUCAAGGGUACUGCAAACGUGGGUUCCCCGUUACUUCUCUUUGACUGUCGCCACAGCGCCUUACUGAUCGACCGGCAGAAUUUCACGCUAUACGUGGGGCCUUCCACCACCGCUACUAGCAUCCAGAUCUGCUUUAGCUAUCCCGACCGACUGAUCCCCGUCGUUGCAGUGGAUCCGAUGCUCAGGACCAUUGCCGCUCACUUGGCGGAUUCGUCUUCGUCAUUGGCCUUCGAGGCCUCCCUCCCCGAGCUUUCUGUUAUGAAUUUUCCUCCAUCUAUGAUACCCCCUUCACGACGCCAUGAUUGGAAUGAAUUGACUGAUUCUACGAUACCCCAACAACAUCUUCUCCACGCUGCGUUCGAGGGCUGGGCCCGGACAAAGCCUGAUGCCAUAGCCCUCGAUUUCGUUCAUUCUUUGCCUUCUGCAACUUGUUCUGCAAAGCACAGCAUUCUCACUUAUUCUGACCUCGAUCAAGCAGCCACUAAUCUAGCUGUACAUAUCAGGGGCCUGCUGGCGGCCCGCGAUGCUGCUGAUCGUGGGCGGAUUAUCCCGGUGUACAUGACGACAUCGCCCGAACUGUACAUCUCAUACCUUGGCGUAUUGAAAGCCGGAUUUGCAUUUUCGCCUAUUCCACAGGAUGCUCCUGUGGAUAGGAUUCGCGAAAUUCUUCAGGACAUAGACUGUCCUAUCAUUCUGGGUAAUAUACCCGAGCCAUCUUCGGGGCCUUGGUCUACUGAUGAGCGUGGUGAAGAUGAGCGCAUGCCCGUAUGGGUCAACGUAAAGGACGUUUCCAGAUGGGAGGAGCUGAUAAAUCGUGCUCAAUCCUCGCAAGCUGAGAGUGUCCUUGAGAAAGUGGAUAUCCAGGAUGACCAAAUCGCUUAUCUUCUCUUUACCAGUGGCUCCACUGGGAAGCCGAAAGGUGUGCAAGUAAGCCAUCUUGCAGUCACCUGCUCAAUAGAGUCCCAUGCUACGGCUAUCCCGCUCCCUGGUGAUUUUGAAGGCGACUUCCGCUGGUUUCAAUUUGCCUCUCCCACGUUCGACCCGUCCCUCAUGGAGAUUUUCGUCACCUUGAGCACCGGAGCUACUCUCUGCUCCGCCGAUCGGAGCCUGACAUUGACUGAUCUCGAAGCCACCAUAAACGAAGCAAGGGCGACCAUCAUGAUGGCUACGCCGAGCUUGGCUGCACUCUUGCGACCAUCUCGGUUGAAUACACUCCAAUCUCUCUGGACGAUGGGCGAGAAGCUCAAUAGGACAGUCAUUGCAAAUUUCUCAACUACAUCACUCGAUGAACCGCAUAGAAUGUUGGUAAACGCAUAUGGACCCACUGAGGCCGCCAUUAAUUGUACCUAUCUGGCACCAGUUGGUCGCUCGGUUCGGGGCUCAAUUAUUGGCAAAGCGCUUCCGACUUGCGCGAUGUUUGUCCUAGAUCCCAACAAUCACGAACCAAGACCAGUCGCAGCGGGUCUUGCUGGUGAGCUGGCAAUAGGAGGUCCGCAAGUCAGCAAGGGAUAUCUGAACCGCCCGAAGGAAACUGCGAAGGCCUUUGUGAACAGCGCAGAGUUCGGGUACUUGUAUCGUACUGGGGACAUGGCGCGCAUCGUCUGGGACGAAUUCGACUCUCCAGUGAUUGAGUUUCUCGGUCGGAUAACCUCAGAUCAGGUGAAAAUCAGCGGCCGCCGGCUUGAACUUGGCGAGAUUGAGUCGGUUCUGUCGACAAUCCCUGGAGUGACAGAAGCUGUGGCCGUGGUACUCAACCGCGACUUCGAUGUACAGGGAAGUGAGCAAAUAGUGGCGUGUCUCGUUGUCAACAACAGCGACGCGAGUGCUGUCGAGAAACAGACGAUAGCAAAUGAGGCACACCCCAAAGCGCAGCAGUACCUGUCCAAUUAUAUGUGCCCCUCCACAUAUGCUUUCUUUCCUAGCCUCCCACGGUCGAGCUCCGGCAAGGUUGACCGCAAAGCAAUCUCGGCUCAGCUUCGAGAACCAGGCAAGAGUGGUGUUCAACUGUACACCCCACAGAAGACUGUUCCAGACACUACGAAUGGUGUACAUCAUCAGUGGGAAAUUCCGGAGGACGAGAAUGUGUUGUCUGUACAACAGCUUGUGAUUGAACUCAUCGCUCAGACAACAGACGAGGAUGUCGCUGCUGUCACGCCUGAAGCUGGUCUGUAUUCCCUCGGAAUUGACAGUCUCGGCGCGAUGCGACUUCUGCAGCGGUUACGGGACCAUGCUAUUGAUGGUCUGUCUGUCGGCGAUGUGUUGCAGUCGCCGACACCGGAAGCUCUGGUUUCACUCGUCUUCCAGCGUCGUCAGCUGGCGGAGAAGGCAGAUACCGAUGAAAUCCACGACUCGCUCCAUCAGAAGCUUCAGGAAUUCAGUCAACGAAAUGCACUCAUAUGUGCAGCAAGACUAAACUUGAUGCAGAGUCAAGUUGCGAGAGUUCUUCCGACAACAGCAACGCAAUCAGGCAUGCUAACCAGUUUUCUGCGUAGUUCAUCUGAUAAGACAUCUGCGGCUCGCUCGUACAUCUACCAUACUGUCCUGCGGCUUGAACCUGAUGUCGACCUUCCCAAGAUCCAGAGGGCUUGGGAUACGGUUCUUGCCAGCUAUGAUUCUUUUCGCACAGUAUUUUGUUGGGUUGACGAUGAUAUGGCGCCAUUUGCCCAAUGCAUUCUUGCUCCUGAAGCAGUGCCUCACGCUGAUUGGGCUGUCUAUCAAGUAGCCGAGACUGUCUCGAACGAGGCGGCUCUUCAAACUGCACUCCGCGAUGCGGAGGAGGCCAUUGAUCUUAGCAAACCACCUUUUAGGUUGUCUCUGGUCAGUAGUCACACGGGGAGCCAGAUUGUUCUGAGCAUGUUCCACGGAAUCUUCGACGGUGGCUCACUGCAGCUCUUGCUUGAAGAUGUAACUUCUAUCUACUAUGGCAAGCCAGGCAAGCAACGAACUUCAAUUGAGCAUGUUGUGAAGCAUCACUUUCAAUCAGAUCAGGCCGCAACCUCCGAUUUCUGGAACAGGCAUUUAGCACAACAAUCUCCUGUUCCGUUCCCAUCCUUGACCUCAUACCGACCAUCUACAGUCAAAACCACCGGCUGCGCGGAGAUUACAGCCAAUAUCCGUCAUGAUACCCUCAAGAAGAGAUCCAAAGUUAUUGGAUCAAGUCCUCUUUCCGUACUUCAGGCAGCCUGGGGAUCGAUCUUGUUAGCUUACAGUGGUACGCCUGAUCGGGAUGUUGUGAUGGGCAGCGUUAUCUCAGGCCGACUUGACGUUGUCUCGGAAACCUGCAUUGGCCCGACAUUCACUACUGUUCCGAUCAGACUCACUCUUGAGAACUCGCAGACCAACUCAGCUGACACCUGCACAAAUCGCGCCAUCACCCAAUGCCUAACAAAGCUCAAUGCAGGCGCUCUGUCUCAUCUGCAACCUGGCUUGGGAUCGCUCGUUACGGCGGAAGGAAGACUUCCAUACGAUACACUGAUAGCGUAUCAAGAUUUUAGCGCAGGCUCCAAUGCAAGUGGUAUCUGGAGCUCAAUCCAUCACCCGCCCAUGGCGAAUGACUUUACAGUUAUGAUUGAGGUGUGGCCAUGUUCCGACUCCUCCUUGACAUUCCGUGCCAGUUUCGAUGAGUCCAAGCUUGAUCUGAGUUCGGCAAAGAUGAUGCUAGGACAGAUGUCUGACAUCGUCGAAUUCAUCCUCAAUGAGCCAGAAGGGAGAUUCCUCGACGGCCCGAUGAAGACCAAUUGUAAUUCGAAAUCAUGCUUCAAUCCGCAAUCUAGGAUUAUCGAGGAGGCAGAAAAAGGAUCUCUCCUACAAUCGCAGUUUGAGGACCACGCACAAUCACACCCUGAAGACCCUGCUUUGAUUUUCAAGCAUAAUCUGGAUGAUGAAAAUGACGUGCGGAAUAUCACCUGGUCUUACGGGAAGCUCAACGACAUAGCCCAAAGACUUGCAGUGCAUCUUACCCGAAUCAGUGGUGAGCUCAACAACCGUCCGAUUCCAAUCUGCAUCGAGAAGAGCCCUGCCAUGUACGUUGCGAUCCUCGGUAUUCUCAAGGCUGGAGGCGCCUGGUGUCCAAUCGACACCAUGUCUCCCGCACAGCGCCGUCACGACUUGAUCGCACGAACUUCAUCAGGCACUUUACUGGUUUCUGACCAUGAUGGACCCCAGCCAGACGGCUCGAUUCCUGCCGGGGUACAGGUCAUAGAUGUGAAUAGUUUCGUUGAGGAGACAUCAGCUGAAACGAAUGGAGCGAAUUCCACCAUCGUCGGAUCUCCAGCCAACUCCAACGAUAUGGCAUAUUUGAUCUGGACCAGUGGAACAACAGGCGCACCCAAAGGUGUGCCGAUCAAACACUCGUCUGCUGUGUCUAGUAUGAGAACGCUCCAGAAAGAUAUUCCUACGGAUGUGCCGGGGGGUGUAAGAUGCUUGCAAUUUUCGUCUUACACUUUCGAUGUAUCAAUUCAGGAUAUUUUUUAUACCUGGGGUGUUGGUGGCGUUCUCAUUUCUGCUACGAGAGAUAUCAUGCUUGGCUCGUUUUCAAGGCUCGCCAAUGUCACCAAAGCAACGCAUGCGCAUCUGACCCCUGCUUUCUCAGCUGGAGUACCUCGGAAGAGCUGUGAGACAUUACAGGUCAUUACCAUGAUUGGCGAAAAGCUGACACAGUCCGUGGCUGAUGACUGGGGUACCAAUAUGAGGGCUUUUAACACAUACGGACCAGCCGAGGUCACAGUCGUCUCGACCAUCAGAGAGUUCGGCAAUGAACAUAAGAAUGUCAAAAGCGCGAACAUUGGUUGGCCCAUGGAGACUGUCUCGGUCUUCGUGACCAAGGGUCAGCGCCUGGUCAUGAAGAAUGCCAUCGGAGAGCUGGCACUUGGCGGUCCACAGCUCUCGCCUGGCUAUCUGAAUCAGGACGAUGUCACGAAAGCGAAGUACGUAUGGAACGAAGAAGCUCAACAAAUCGUCUACUAUACUGGUGACCUCGUUCGAAUGCUUGCCGAUGGCUCUCUUGAGUACAUCAACCGCGUCGAUGAUCUAGUCAAGCUGGGCGGUAUUCGGGUGGAGCUGAUGUCUCAUAUUCCGAAAACUCCUUCAGCCAAGACUGAUCGCAGGGCACUCCAAGCUGCCUAUGCAUCGGUUGACAUCGAUGGCUGGGAAUCUGAAACAAGCUUGGCCAAUGGCUCGCUGGGUACUAUCGAUGAUUCCGUUGACGCAUCCGUUGCUGCCCACAUAGUUGAGACAAUUUCUUCAUUGGCCGGCAUUUCAACCUCACUUGUCUCCAAGUCCAGCCGGCUCGGUAGCCUCGGCAUCGAUUCGAUUCGCGCAAUUCGGGUGGCCUCUAGACUGAAAGAAGCCGGUCAUCAAAUUUCGGUCGUUGACGUUCUCAAUUGCGUGACCGUCCAGGAUUUGAUGCUGCUAGUUUCUGACGCAAGUCAAGGAACUCCAGCCGAAUUCUCCGAAUCGUUCGACGUGAGCGAUUUCAAUGAAACAUGGCAUAGUGCCGCUGCGAAUCACAUUGGAGAAAGCUUUAGGAUCCUCAAAGCAUCUCCAUUACAGGAAAGUUUGCUUAGUGAGACAAUGGGCACUUACUCCAUGUAUUGGAGCAAUCACUUCUUUCUCUUGGACGACAUGGUGGACCUCCCAAGGUUGAAGCAAGCUUGGCUCGCUACGUGCCAACGCACCGAAGCUUUGAGGACUGGAUUUAUUCCUGUCGCUGAAAUUGGAAAAUCAGGCUCCAAUACGGCCGAUUAUUGUGAUUCAUCUAUAUUGCAGAUUGUCUACCAACUUCCAGACCUCAACUGGAAGGUUCUGCAAUGCCCUGAAUCUGAUAUGGCGGAGCUUCGUGACAAAAGAUUGCAUGAUAUUAUGUCCACGCAUCAGAAGGCCUACUUCAGACAUCCACCGUGGGCUGUCACCAUAUUUGAUACCGGCGCCGAGCAUAUUAUGAUGUUCACAGUCCAUCACUCUAUACAUGACGAGCCUUCACUUGGUCUCAUGUUGGAUGACGUGCGAUGUGCUUAUACUUACAAACCGCCCUUGCGGGUACAGCUUAUUGAUGCCUUUGCACUCAUCCUUCCAACCGACAAGAGGAUCAAGAAGACUAGCCAAUUCUGGGAAUCGCAGCUGAAGAACUUUUCUGACCAAGAUGCUCCUGUUUGGCCCGAUCUUACUGGCAAGAGAAUGCAACCGGGUGAGGUCCCAGUGUACGAGUUGAUUUCAGAAGGGCUUCCCUUGACCGAGCUGAGCGCCAAGCUGCAGGCAACUGCAGUAGAACUGGGACUGUCGUCAAUCGCGUCCAUCAUUCGCGCAGCGUGGUGUUAUGUAUCAUUGAGCUACCUUGGAGUUCCAGCAGCCGUGUUUGCUGAGACGCUCUCUGAUCGUGUUCUACACCCCGACCUCGAGAACAGCAUUGGACCCUUGAUAUCCGUCGUACCCGUUCCAUUCCACCCUAAUGGAAGCGUUCGGGAGAUACUUGUCAAUCAGCAUCAAGUCUCUGUUCAGUCCUGGAAGUACCGUCAUAUUCAUGCUCGCGAGGUUCGAAAGUUGUUGAACCGCCAGAGAGGCGAGGCGCUAUACCCUGCGGUAUUCAAUUUCCACAUUGCCACCGAUGACUCUAUUGAGCACAUAGAGCCAAGCAUCUGGCAUGAAUUGGAUGAUGAGGUGGGCCUACACGUCGAACACCCUAUGGCGUUCAAUGUUUUCCAGCGCUCCAACGGUACGAUUCAUAUAGAAGCUUCUUCAGACAGCAGGAUAAUGUCACGAGCCCAGCUGUCGGUCUUUGUCCGCCAAGUUGAUGGAUUGGUGAGUUCAAUGCUCUCAUCGAUUGACGAGUCUUUCGGAAGUCUGGUCAACCAUCUCUCGAAAAGUCUGCGGUCGAUUUCGGAUCAGCCGGUUGGUGAAGAAGUGGCAAACUCAGUGCAGCUAAGCCCAACGCAUUGGCUUGAGGUCCAUGCUGCAAGGAAUCCUGAAUUGGUUGCCGUUGAGGUUGCCAGUACAAUAGCAGAGUCCGGGAUCGAGAAGGAGACAAUGACCUAUGGUACAUUGAAUGCCGAGGCGAAUCGAGUGGCUGCCUACAUCGCCUCACUAGGUCACAAGAACAGAAUGAUCGCGGUUUGCUCCGAGCGAGAUUUGAUCUCGUAUCCCAUCAUCAUUGGCAUCUUCAAGUCGGGAAACACUUAUCUCCCGAUUGACGACGGACUCCCGGCUGAUCGAAAAGCUUUCCUGAUCGAGGAUGGCAAUUGCCCGCUCGUCUUCACCGAGAAACCAUUUGCUGCAUCCUUCGGAAAUGUGCCGAAGAUCUGCCAGAUAACGUGCUUUGAUGAUCCUCAGUUCUCUGAGUCAUUGACAGGGAUGCCAACCGAGGACAAGGACUACAUGUCUGAACCCGAUGAUCUAGCCUACCUACUGUAUACCUCUGGGUCGACAGGCAAACCCAAAGGCGUCAUGGUGACCAGAGGCAAUCUUUCGUCAUUCAUCGAGUCCUUUUCUGAAUUCACCUGCCGACGUGCCCCAGUCACUUUGGAGCUUGCGGGAACGGGCAGAUAUCUUGCUCAAGCCAGCCGUGCCUUUGAUCCUCACCUUCUGGAGAUGUUCUUCCCAUGGAGACAUGGCAUGGCGACCGUGACAGCUCCCAGAGCUAUGAUUCUCAAUGAUCUCGGAUUGACGAUCUCCAAAUGGGAGAUCACGCACGCCAGCCUUGUUCCAUCCUUGGUGGAUCAGUCGAAUAUCGUCCCUGCGCAAUGCCCCAGUCUGAAGUACAUGACUGUUGGCGGCGAAAAGAUAUCGCAGAAAGUUUUGGAUACAUGGGCUUCGGCACCAGGAUUUGCUCUUGUGAAUGCAUACGGUCCUACCGAGGCAACAAUCGGCUGCACUUUCGCUCCAGUGGGCAAAGAGACGAAUCUACGUAAUAUUGGGCCUCCACUAAGUGCUUGUGUCGGUCACGUCCUCAUGCCUGGCACACUCACAUACGCUCUCAGAGGCCAGACAGGAGAACUCUGUUUCACGGGUGACCUUGUUGCAAAAGGCUAUCUCAACAGGCCUGAUGCAACUGGGUUCGUAACCGGGCCAAACGGGGAGAAGAUGUAUCGUACUGGCGAUAUUGGACGCUUGAUGCCAGAUGACUCGGUUGAGUACCUCGGCCGCGGCGAUGACCAGACCAAGAUUCGUGGCCAACGACUAGAGCUUGGAGAGGUCUCCGAGGUUAUUCGCUCCUCUUGUAGUCUUGACAUCAGUGUUGUCACGACGGUCGCAAAACACCCUGGCCUCUCAAGGCAGCAGCUAAUCUCCUUUAUCGCGCGAUCCAACGCCCACAAAAGUGGGCAAGACGCAAAUGUCGCAUUCCUGUUCUCGGAAUUCGCCACGCUCGGUAAAGAGCUGCAGGAUGCGUGCAAGAGAAAGCUACCGAAUUACAUGGUGCCUGAGCUUAUUCUUCCCAUCACUUACAUUCCGCUGGCGCCUCUGUCCGGCAAAGCGAACAUCAAGGAACUGGCUGCUCUCUUCUCCGACCUCCCCCUUACCACUGUUUUGCAAGGCAAUAAUGCCUCAGGCAAAGACGGCACCAUUGGUAACCGGCCUUUAUCUGUCGAUGAGCAGGCUGUGGUGAAAGAACUCUGCGAAAUUGUUGCGGCAGAUCCAACAUCAAUUGGACCAAUGACAAACAUUUUUGAGAUUGGCUUGGAUAGUCUCAGCGCAAUUGGUCUCUCAAUCAAGCUCAGGGGAAUUGGCUAUCAGGCUACAGUGGCUCUUGUCAUGAGUAAUCCUUUCGUCGAGCAACUUGCACGUUUGCCUAGACGUUCCUCUUCGGCGACAGAGACUGCCAUCUCGACUGUUCGUCGGCGAUUUGCUCAAGUCGAGUCUGAGUAUAGGGAGCAUCCUGUUGCAGAUAUUGAUCCAGCUCGCGUGGCUGCUGUUCGACCUUGCUUACCCCUCCAAGAAGGUCUAGUUGCACGAUCAAUGAAUGUUGAAGGCCGCCACCUUUACGUCAAUCAUAUUAUCCUGAAACUUGAGCAAUCUAUUGAUCUGUUUAUGCUAAAGACUGCGUGGCAAACGGUUGCCGAUGACAAUGAGAUUUUGAGAACUGCUUUUGCUCCCUUCGACAAGCAGAUAGUGCAGGUGAUACUUGCAGCUGAUGCCCAUCAAAUCUGCUGGAUGGAAGAAGAGUACGACAACUUGGACGAAUGCAUGAAGAGACAUGAGGACAAUCAUGACCAGAUCUCUCGAGAAAUAGUCUCAAACAUGACUAGAUCUCCACCUGUACGAUUCUCAGUUGCAAAGUCCUCUGGUACCAAUGAGCCUCUUGCAUUAUUCAUCGAUAUUCACCAUGCACUUUACGACGGCGAGUCCUUCUUCAUGUUGAUGGAGGAUGUUGCAGCCCGGUAUGCAGGUGAUGAAGUGGCCCAGAGAGGCUCACCGUCAGAGUUCAUUGAGCAUGUAUACACCCAGAAUCUGGACAAAACAAGAGAGCAUUGGGUUUCGUUUCUGGCGGGCUAUCGCCCUACAACUUUCCGAAGAGAUACCGAUGCCAUGGAGGAUUCUGCUUCGCGAAGCAGGAAGCUCCACAACAGUCUUAGCGAACUGGAGCGGUGCUCCGCAGCCCUCCAUACCACCGUGCCAUCCCUAGUUCAAGCAGUAUUCGCGCUCCUUCUGGCGGAUACUGUUGGAGCUCCCGACGUGACAUACGGUUUGGUGCUUUCGGGCAGAGCCGUGUCUGUACCAGGCGCCUCGUCCGUUCUACUACCGUGCAUCACCACUGUCCCAGGCCGUCUUAGUGUCACCGAACUAGAAACCGUUGACGAGGUAAUCGAACAUGUGCAAAAGUCUACAAUUCGUUCUCUUGAAUUCCAACACACUCCGCUGAGACACAUUCAGCGAUGGAUCGAAGCCGACGCACCGCUGUUUGACUGCCUUUUCUCAUACAUCCGCACCACACCUUCCCCAAAACACUGCUUAUGGCAGGAGUUGGACAGCCACAUGCCUGCAGAAUACCCCUUGGCAGUUGAAGUCGAGGCGAACCAUGCAACGGACAUGAUCGAACUACACUGCAACUUCUCGUCGUCGUUCGGAUCUUCCUACGAUGCGGAGGUAUUUUUGGAGAAGAUGGAGGCCGUGAUCUCGAGUGUGGUGUCUGGCGACGGUCUUUCUUUGGCCAAUUUUAACUUAUCCCGGCCCUCAACACCGGGCACACAGUCUCCCAUUGUUGCAUGGGACAACUCCAACUGGUCAUCCAUUGAAACCCAGAUUCGAGAGCACACUGCGGACUUCUGUGGACUGGCCAUAGGGGACAUCACGAAGGGUGCAUCGUUCCUGAGUCUAGGUAUCGACUCGGUCACGGCGAUCCAAUUCUCCCGUAGACUUCGCGAUGUGGGAUUGAGCGUCUCUUCGUCUGACGUGAUGCGAUAUUCCUGCAUAGGCGCACUUGCCAAGUACGUCGAUGACGUUACCAGCAAUGGAGUCCCAGAUCAGGACUCAGAAAGCGUUGAAGGUGACAAAAUUGAUGUUGCAGUCUACGGUCAAUACGCCCGCCUUCUGGGUAAGGAGGAUUCUAUCACUGCGAUGUUCGAGACUACGCCUUUGCAGUCGGGAAUGCUCACUCAAACCCUAGCCACCGACGGGCAGGUCUAUGUCUACCCCCAUCCCGUCAGGCUUGCCGAUACCGUUGACAUCACUUGUCUCAAAGAGGCCCUGGCCCAGGUCAUUGAGCGAAAUGAUAUCCUGCGCACCUCAUUCCACCAGAUACAACAGCUCGGGACUUCCUGGAUUGGUGCUGUCCAUAGCAAACCACCACUCGAAUGGACAGAGAUCACCCUACCCUCUGACGCGAACGUCCUGUCAGAGAUUGCGGCUAUGUACUCUUUUCGGGAAGAAUCUAGCUUUGAAACUCCUCCUCUCAAGAAUUUCUUGGUCAGCCAACCGGAGGGGAGGGUCCUUGUGACUGUCUUGCACCAUGCGCUCUAUGAUGGUGCUUCUAUCCCGUUCUUCUUUGAAGAUUUGGCGAUAAUUUACAAUGGUGAUCCGGCCCCGGAGAGACCGAACUUCUCGGAAACAGUCAAGCAUAUUCUGAAAGGACAAGACGAGUCGUCCAAGUUCUGGACCCUAAGAUUACAGGGAUAUGAGAUCUCUGAACUUCCCUUGCUUCCUACCUCUGAAUCUGCCGACUGUGUGUACACUUCCGAGCGCUUAUUGGAUGCCGAUUUAUCUACAGUGAUUGAGGCUUGUAAAGCAAUGGAGGUUACGGUUCAGAGCGUCUGUCUCUUGGCCUACGCCAAAUUGCUGGCUCAUCUUAUGGGGAAGCGUGAUGUGGUAUUUGGACAAGUCCUGGCGGGGCGAUCGCUGUCAGUGGCCGGAGCUGAGAAGACCCUGGGACCGCUCUUCAACACUGUCGCCCAGAGAGUCAGUUUCGAGCCAAGGUUUCUAAGCAACAAGGCAAUGGCUCUUCGCCUGCAACAAAUGACAACUGAUGCACAGAUGCACCAGAAUGCGCCUUUGCGGACGGUGCAAAAUUCGCUCAGACGGUCCAAUGCUCUUACCUCGGCAUCGUUGUUUGAUACUCUUUUUGUCUUCCAGAAGAGUGCGGACUUUACCGGCAGUGUUAUCAGUGAGCAGACGAUCUGGACCCCGUAUGAGGUUGACGACUACACCGCGCAGGCUGAGUACAAACUGAACAUCGAGGUGGAUCAUGCAAGCCAUGGUCUUGUGGUCAAUGCUGCCUGCAGUGGAAAAUACUUCAGCCAGAAUGCGCUUGACAAGCUCCUGGAUGAGUAUGCUGCAAUCAUCAGUGACAUCGUCGAACACCCCACGAGGUGUGCCACAAUUGUGCCCGAUGGCCUUGGUGAUCUUCCCAUGAAAUUGUCUCGGGAUGAGUCGCGGGAUGAUGAGGUCGGAGAUUCCGCUAAGCCUGUGCUUGAGGACAUAGUCCGAUCAAUACUUGCAGAGGUGGCUGGUGUUACCGUGUCCAAUAUCAAACCGGACACUAGCAUCUUUAGCAUCGGGUUGGACUCCCUGUCAGCCAUUCGUAUCGCCUCUCUUUGUCGCGCAAAGGGACUUAGAACUGGCGUUGCCGACAUACUGCAAGGAAACACUCUUCGCGGUAUCAGUCAACGGAUUCAGUCCGUCUCUGAGGAUCGCACGCAGUCACGGGGAUCCCUCAUUGAGAAUUACGAGCAGGUCGAGGAGGGUGUCCUCCAGCAACUUAGUCUGGAGAAGAGUUCGGUCGAAGCGAUCCUUCCGUGCCUCGGUGGACAGUAUUAUCACCUUGCCAGCUGGCUCAAGUCCGGAAGAAAGUUGUUUGAACCUGCCUGGCCGUACUUUUGCUCCGAGCGUGUUGAUGCCGCACGGCUAGAGGAGGCUUGGUUUCAACUGCAGCAGAGACAUCCCAUACUGCGGACGUGCUUUGCAGCGACCUCUGCCACAAACGCCGUACAGGUUGUCCUGAAGCAAGCGAUGCGUGACACAAGCAAGUUCAAGGUCAUUGAAUUUUCCUGCCCUAUCACGGAAGCUGCCAAGGUUCAAGCCAGGGAAGAGGCGCUGCUUCCGUCCUCCCUGUCCACGCCUCCUGUUCGUCUGCGGCUCUUGAAAGCCAGUGAUCGUGAUGGUAUUCUCGUGCUGAUCAACCACGCUGCGUACGAUGCGUGGACCAUGCCAAUGUUUGUGACUGAGCUUGCCCAGCUUUACCGUGGUCAGGAGCUCGACAGCAACCCUGACUUCCCGGCCUUCGUGGAUUUCUCGCUUGGCUCUCUCCGUGAGCUCGAUGAAAAGCGAUACUGGUCGUCAGCUGUGGGGUCAGCCACCCCUACUCUGAUCAAGAAAUCCCACAGCAGCGGAGGCGAGGUGCCCGAGCAGCUAUUCGUUGGUGCCUGGGAAAAUAUCAAGGGCUUGUCGAAAUUGGAAAGCAGCUGUCGGGCAGCAGGCAUCAGCCUGCAGACGGUGGUUCUCCUCGCGGUCUCUCGCAGCAUCGCUCGACUCACCGGGGUGUCGUCCCCUACGAUGGGUCUUUACCAGACUGGCCGUUCUGCGUCCUUCGACAACAUCGACAGAUUAUCCGGCCCAUGUCUCAAUGUGAAUCCAUUCCGCGUUCCCGAGGUCGCGCCAGGCGAGGACGCCUCUCCGGCUGAUGCUCUUGCCGAGCAGGCACGAGCCAUCCAGUCGGCCCUCGCAGAACGUGUGUCGUACGAGCAGAGCUCGCUCCGAGACGUGCUCUCGUGGUCCAGCACCCAGCAGACCGGCGGCCAUCUAUUCAACACCUGGGUGAACCUGCUUUGGAUGCAGAACGCUGUCCCGUCCGCCAAUGACACCGCACCGGACGCGGACGUAGACGAGAGCGGCGAGCUGUUCUUGCCGUUGCAGAUCGGCGUCCCGACGGACUUCAUCCCAUCGGAGCCGCUGGCCGAGACGGCAACGUCGGUGGCGGCUUUGGACACGUCCUUCCUUCCUGACGAGAAUGUGUAUAUCGAUAUUGGCCCUGAUUCCAAGACUGACUCGAUUGGAUUUGGUGUGCGGGUCGAGGGGGGCAUUCUGGAUGAAGAAGAGGUGCAUAGUCUGAUGACGGAGAUUGCGGGUGAGAUCGAGGGGGUUAUUUCGGUACUUGGUGCGGCUUGAGGUUGCAUUUACAUGAAGGGUGUCCAGGGAUGGCCGUUUUUAUCUCCUUCAUAUACUGCCUGCCACAUAUUGUGAAAUUUGUUUCUCCUGCAUAUACGGUCUGCCACAUAUUGUGAAAUUAGUUUAAGUUGCAUAUCACGUUGAUAGAUUGUUUUCCUUGUGCUUAGAGUUAGAUUCCAUAUUUCCAUAUCAUCCAUGAUUCUUGUCUUAGUG